AUGCCUACCAAGCUCCAUAGACACAAACGGCGCCCCCCUAUUGUCAUCAGGUGGAUGGUGAGAGUACAGGUGAUGAUGACUGACGCUCAGUGCUGGGUCUCAGGCGUGUGGCUCCUGCUGACCCUGCUCUGCUCUCUUCACUGUGUGGUCAUCUGCUCAGUGCUGCCAUAUGACCACAACAGCAAAGGAAACUUAGAAAUACACAAACGAGAUGUUUUUGGUGGUGGUCCUGGUUUCCCUGAAGGACCAUGGCCUCCUUAUGAUUUAGAGAAUUUGCCAUUUCAGAUCCAAAACCCAAUAAGAUUGGUGAAUGGGAUGAAGGCCUGUGAAGGUCGUCUGGAGAUCUUUCAUGAGGGAGAAUGGGGAACUGUGUGUGACGACGACUGGGACAUGGUGGAUGCCAGUGUGGUGUGUCGCCAGUUACAAUGUGGACAACCUCAAGCCACACGCACUACAGCAUAUUUUGGGCCAGGGACAGGUCCAAUCCUGAUGGAUAAUGUGGAAUGUGACGGAUUUGAAGCAGAACUUGGCCAGUGCAAAAGUGCAGGAUGGGGUGUUCACAACUGCUCCCACUAUGAGGAUGUGGGUGUUCAGUGUAAAGAAAUAUUGUCUGGGGGGAAGGAUUUUGGAGAAUUCACCACUCCAUGGCCCACAGUUGGACUUGGUCCCUCCAGUGGUGAUAUCCGCCUAGUGAAUGGGACUCAUGAGUGCGAGGGCCGGGUGGAGAUCUUCUACAAUGGCGUGUGGGGAACAGUUUGUGAUGAUGACUGGUCCAUGAAUAACUCUCGUGUGGUGUGCUGGCAGCUGAAUUGUGGGGAGGCUCUCAGUUAUCAUGGCAGGGCAUACUUUCAACGAGGAACUGGGGAGAUCUUCCUGGACAAUGUAAACUGCUACGGUUAUGAGGAUAAGUUAGAAAAAUGCCCACACUUAGGCUGGGGCACACACAACUGUGGCCAUCAUGAGGAUGCUGGUGUGACUUGUGCUCUUCCAACAACUACACAACAAAGCAAAUGGAAUGGAACAACAGCUGCUACAACUACUACUAUGAAUGUGCCUACUACCACCAGUGCUGCUACAACAACAACUACUACUACUACUAAUGCCCCUACUACCACCACUGCUGCUACAACUACUACUACGAAUGUGCCUACUACCACCACUGCUGCUACAACUACUACUACGAAUGUGCCUACUACCACCAGUGCUGCUACAACAACAACAACUACUACCACUAAUGCCCCUACUACCACCACUGCUGCUACAACUACUACUACUAUUGUGCCUACUACCACCCGUGCUACUCCUGCAAUCCCUGCCACCUCCGCCACUACUGGUACUUCUACUACUACAGGUAAACCUGGUGGCAACAGAGAUUUUACUGCCUUCACAGUUACUCCAGCGCCUGCAACCAAAACAACUACGUCACCUACCACAACUACAAAAGCACCUACCAUUAUUCAGUUGCCAGCACCUAUUAGAUUGGUGAAUGGGAAUCAUAGGUGUGAGGGAAGAGUGGAAAUCUGGUAUUCGGGCACCUGGGGCACAGUGUGUGAUGACAACUGGCAUAUAGCUAAUGCCGUGGUAGUGUGUGCACAGCUCAAGUGUGGUUCUGCUAAAGCGGCGCUGGACAAGGCUGCUUUUGGGGCUGGUGUUGGUCCGAUCUUGUUGGACAACGUGGACUGCCGUGGGAAUGAGGCAGGCCUGUCUUUCUGCUCAAGCUCGCGCUGGGGAGAACAUAACUGUAAUCACAAUGAAGAUGCUGCAGUCAUCUGUGACUCGAUUGAAAUAACACAACAAUCUGGAGAACUUGCUCGUAACUUGCCAGGUCUAGCAGCACCUGCUCCUAAACCAAUGACAACAGCUCCUCCAACCACAGCUCCCUCAGGUACAUCUGUAUCUUAUGUUGAAAAUGGGUUUAAAGCGAUAAAUAGAGGAACACUUAGGCUUGUUGGUGGGCACCAUCCCUGUGAAGGGCGUGUAGAGGUGUACCUCCAGUAUGAGUGGGGAACAGUGUGCGAUGAUGCCUGGGACCUCCCGGACGCAAUGGUGGUCUGCCGUGAGCUGGGUUGUGGUCAGGCUGUAGAAGCCGUGCCAGAGGCCAGGUUUGGGGCUGGUACUGGGACAAUCCAAAUGGACAAUCUCAAGUGCUUGGGUUCAGAAAGCUCUUUAAUGAAAUGCUCUUAUAUUCCAUGGAAUGUGCACAACUGUGAUCACAGUGAAGACGCUGGUGUAGUCUGCCAGACACUGUGAUCAAACAGAGCCACUCUCCAACAGCUGUGACUCCACACCGGUGUGCCAAACUUCAGCCUGUACACAUUCUGUAAAUAGUGGCUUGAAAUGAUUGCAACAUUGGCAGUUUAAUUAAUAAGUACUUCAUUAUAACAUUCUUUACA
Messenger RNA from Boleophthalmus pectinirostris (great blue-spotted mudskipper), 2393 nucleotides. It is a transcript of the gene ssc4d, whose product is annotated as scavenger receptor cysteine-rich domain-containing group B protein. Gene Ontology annotation, cellular component: membrane. NCBI's taxonomy places the organism in Eukaryota, Metazoa, Chordata, Actinopteri, Gobiiformes, Gobiidae. Bases 1 to 2250 code for a protein of 749 amino acids. The record is from RefSeq and is a predicted model, not a curated record. The transcript has 13 exons.